GCUCAUGUAUAACAAAUGAACUUUGCUACUGAACUUCACUAGAUACAUUCUGCUGCAUCGUGGAAAUAUACAACACUUAUUGCCUGCCUGCCAAUCAAUUGAAUUGUAGUUGACGGCGUUUAUGUAAAUACCGUGGUUUGCUUGGAUAAGGCGGAGCGAUAAGGUUUUGGGGUUGGGCUCCGGCACCCGGAUAAAGAGCUGUUUGCGUAAUACUUCUUUUGAAAGCCACUGAUUUCUUAAUAGAGUGCAUAAAACUUUUGACAAGUUCAAUCAUUCCCUUGCAACUGCGGUCGUGGGAAACUGAGCGGCAGCGUAUUUUUUUUAACAAAGAAACCGACCUUUGGAGGAAAUCAGAGCACCCAGAGAAAACCCACGUGACCAUAGGAAGAAAGUACAAACUCCAUACAGAUAGCACCGUAGUCACUACUGAAGAAUGAAAGUCUUGGUGUUUGGUGCCACAGGCAAAACAGGCCAGUUUCUAGUGAAGCAAUCCCUGCAGCAGGGUCACAUGGUGACUGCUGUGGUGAGGACUCCCAGCAAACUCACCAUUCAUCAUGACAACCUGAAGGUUGUUCAAGCAGAUAUUUUCUCCGCCGACAGCCUUGCGGAGCACUUUAAUGAGCAGGAUGUUGUCAUGUCCUGCCUUGGUUUCCAAAUAAGCAUAUUUUCUCAAGUUACUCAAUAUACAGAAUCCAUGAAAGCUAUUACUGCUUCAAUGCGCCUGGCAAAAGUGAAGCGAAUUAUCGCAAUGACAUCCUGGUACACACAAACUGAGAGUGCACAAUCGGCCUCUUGGAUGGUGCGGUGGCUGCUAAUCCCCAUGAUCCGUACCUUACUGAACAACAUGUAUGAGAUGGAAAAUUAUUUGACCGAGGAGUGUAUGGAUCUGGAUUGGACUACAGUCAGACCUCCGGAACUUCAGAAUGCUCCAGAAACAGAUAAAGAAAUGUUAACUUAUGGUGGCUACUUUGUUCCGGAUCAGGAUGGGAAUCCCAUUCCAAAUGCAGUGACACGGGGAGAUGUUGCUCGCUUCAUGCUUUCCCAGCUUAAUGAGGAUACGUGGGUGAAGAAGUCUGUGGCCAUGGUAACAGUGUGAAAUAUAAAUUCCUACAAUUUCCCAGCAGAAUCCUUAAAAUGGUUCAUCUAAACAAAUAAGAGACUAUUAUUAACAACAAAAGUAUUAACAUUUACUUUUAAUUCAGAGAUAAAUGAUUAAACUAAGAACUCAGUAGUUAUUUUCUUUCAUCUCUACUUUAUAUAUGAAUAACUUUGACUGCAGAAUAUCAUAUGGGUGCGCUUAGAAAUAUCGAGCAUCUAUUUGAUUUUCUCUCCUGCAAUAUUUAGUGGAUUAGUUCAUUCUAUGUAAGCAGAAAACUGCACAGAAAUUGAGAAGAUUUUAUAUUAAACUUGAUUUUACAAGCAUUUUUCAGUGGUUGACUGUAUUAAUGACAAUGUUAGUAAAUUUGCAAAGGAUUUGGAUGUAUUCGGAGAACUUUUUUUAAAAAUAAAGGAAAUAAAGUUGUAAGUAAUGCAGGUAUGCUUAAUCUCAACCUGAAUGUAUAAUCUGCAUCAACCUGAUAUCGUUUUUGGAAACUCUGGAAUGAUUCUGCGUCAGUGCAUUGUCUAACUCGGAAUAAAUAAAAGAUGAAUCAAAUAGAGGAUAAUAGUAAAUCGCAAUGGAUUUUGUUUAUAUGGUAACUUGUAAAAUAAAGUAUUUUAUGCAUUCAAGA
Messenger RNA from Leucoraja erinaceus (little skate), 1730 nucleotides. Its product is annotated as flavin reductase (NADPH)-like. The transcript is spliced from 6 exons. The record is from RefSeq and is a predicted model, not a curated record. The coding region runs from base 434 to 1096 and encodes 220 amino acids. Lineage: Eukaryota; Metazoa; Chordata; Chondrichthyes; Rajiformes; Rajidae.